CGGCUUCUUUGGCGCGAAAGCAUAAACUUCCAAGUUACAAAAUUAGGACCUUUUUCAAAGUUUCAUAAUAUGGUUCAAAAACCCAGUGGUUUAAAGCCGUUGAUACAUACAUUGUUCAAGUUACGAUUGAAUGAUGUGAAAUUGUUUCUAAUUGGAUUAGGAUUCGCAUUUUUAUUGAAUUGGAUCAUUACUUUAUCAGGAACACCGAAAUUCAAAUGUUUAUCAGACGGCAGCUUGGUUCGUAGCACGAAGCAAUAUUCCAUGUUUUCUUUAACUGAUGUUAGUUAUGCCCAAAAUCUUGCCAAUAAGAUUAAUAUAUACUGUUAUAUCCUAACGGAACCGCAAGCACAUCUGACCAAAGCUUAUCAUGUUCAAACAACUUGGGCUCGGAGGUGUACUCGUUUCAGUUUUAUUAGUUCAAAAGCGGAAAAAUUAAUGAAAAUGCUUGCUGUUGAUAGAACACAAAAUUAUGCUAAAAAUUCAUGGAUUUCAAUGCGUGAAACACUGCGUGCGGUACAUAAACAAACAUACAAAGCAGCAUAUUUUCUUAAAGCCGAUGAUUCAACUUAUGUGAUUAUGGAGAACCUAAGAAAUGCUUUAGAAUACACAAAUCCCCGUAAACCAUUUAUUAUGGGUCAUAUCUAUAAGAUUUCUUCAAAUGAAUACACUUUGUCUGGUAGUUUUGGUUAUGUUCUAUCAAGAGCUGCUCUUGAACUAAUUGUUCUGAAAGGUUUAGACACAUUGCCUGACUGUGGACCAAUUCAACAUGUUCGUGAAGAUAUUCAAAUAUCUAAAUGUGCCAAAGCAUUAGGCAUAGAAUUGAAGGAUAGUAUUGAUAUGUUUGGUAUGUCACGGUUCAGUAACGUCAGUAUCAACAAUCUUUUUGGUACAUUUAAUAAUAACAAUAAUACUAGUGCAACAGUUCGAUGGAAUCCAAGAGAAACAGAUUAUACACAAGCAGUGUAUAAUUUGAAGAAAUUACCGGCAAGUCCAUUGUUAAUUAGUUUCGGUGGUUUAAUGCCAGUAAAAAUGUACACAUUAGAAUAUUUAAUUUAUCAUCUUCGACCAAUUGGAAUAACGCAUAAAAUUGUACAACAUUUACCUUAUUCUCAUCAUUAACUAGAAAAUAAAUCGUGUAUCCAUCAAUCAAUCAAUCAAUCAUUCAGCAGUGUAUCAUCAUAUUUUUAUUGAUUUAUUGAUUUAUUCAUACUAUUGUUGUCUCAGUGAUUUUUUCUCAUCAUUUGCAUAAUAUGUAAUAUAUCUGUGAUAAUAAUAAUAAUAAUAAUAAUAAUUUAUGUUUUGAUCCAUUUUGACUAUUUGUUCCUUUUUUUAUCAUCAUCAUAUACGAUGAACACAAACGCUUACAACCACAUAUCACCAUUUUCAACAGAUCAUUUCAAUUGUUAAUAUUUAACAUCAUUUUGAACUUGAUAUACUGCUUGAUUACUGCUCAUCUGCCUUAAAUUCUGUUACGUUUUUGUUUUAUUCAUUGAAACAUUGAUCAAUGAUGCAAGAUGUGUAUUCGUUUACAUUUUAUUAUCUGUUCAACUUAUGCCAUAAAUGAUGCUUAAAACUUCGUUUUAUUUUUUAAAUGGUUAGUGACUAGGUCAUUUGGAUAUAAUGCAGACUCAUGUGUUGUUGUUUGGCUUCAUUGUGUCACUAUUUCUAAUUUCAUCUCCGCUUAAAAAACAAGUUACAACAGAAAGAAUAUGUCAAAGAAGUACUUCUGAUUGAAGCAAUUAUAAAUUAUGGCAAACUGUCAUCAAGAUUACCGAUGCUAAGUGUAGUGUUCGUUACGACCACUAUCCAAGUGAUUGGCAGAAAUCCAUGAAGUCACUGACAACAGGGAUUGAGUCAUGUUGGUAGGUGUCGACUACCUGCUUUUGGGGGUCUACCUAUCUACUUUUGAACUAACGACAACUUGACUUUUGUUAUGAGUGCAAAGUAUUUUCGGUACCUGAUAACAGAUAAUAUCUAUUUGGAAUUUUAUAUACUAUAUAUAUAUAUAUUGAUCUUUGAUUACUGAGCAACUAUCUUGAAUUCUGUUACAUGUUUUUGUCUUAUUAAUUGAAACAUUGAUCAAUGCACUUUAUUAUCUGUUCAACUUGUG
Messenger RNA from Schistosoma turkestanicum, 2110 nucleotides. NCBI's taxonomy places the organism in Eukaryota, Metazoa, Platyhelminthes, Trematoda, Strigeidida, Schistosomatidae. The record is from the annotation of a GenBank genome assembly.